AAGACUUGGCACCACACCAACAAGCACAUAGUCAGUGACCUGAAGACCUUGGCCAGCAUUGGGAGCAAUGGCGCGUAUCCAAACAAGAUGCACCAAGGUUUGAUGCAAAGGACGAAGAACAUCAGCAAGGUACCGCAGCCCUACCUUUUCAAUGCAAAGUUCAAAAGCCCGGUGGGUGUGCAGAACCAAUCCCUGCUUUUACCUCAUGAGCUUUUCGCAACCAUUGCUGCAGAGUACCAGACCACAUGGUUCAAAAGCAUUUGCCCAGACCAAUCCAACCUUGAGACAUUUUGGGAAACCGCUGUCAACCAUCCGCUUCUUCACGACCAUCCUGUAUUGCAUCGAGAGCACUGGCGGCGGUACGCCGUCCCCAUCGCUCUCCACGGCGAUGGGGUUCCUGUGGUCGGAAUUGGAAAGGCCUGGACCAAACUCCUGAAUGUGUUCUCAUGGUUCAGCUUGGUGGGCGCAGGGGCCACACGGUCCAAGUUGUUUUACACCUACUCCUGUUGGGACAAGAUCUGUGAAGGAUCAUUUCCAGAUCGUAGCUUGGGUUCAGCCUUCCGAGUCCUCCAGUGGUCUUUCUAUUGGCUUUGGCUUGGCCAAUGGCCUGACCGAGACCACAAGGGAAAAAUUAUGCCUGAAUUCAUUGCAAUUUUUGGUUCAGCAGAAUCCCUUCGUGCUGGGAAACCUUUAGCCCAAGGAUUCUUUGGCCUGUUGUUCGCCUUGACUGGCGAUCUCGAUUACUUCGCCAAUGUGCUCAACCUUCCCCACUUUGCAAAGAAACAAGGAUGUUGCAGCGUUUGCCAUUGCGAUGAAGAAGGCGAAGUCAGCUGGACUGACUUUAACCCAAAUGCUGCCUGGACCAAUAGCCAUUGGACACGAGCAGAGUGGCUUGCUUGGCCGCAACGAAGCAAAUGCCAGCUGUUCAACUUACCCGGAGCUUUCUCGGCGUUGGUUGCGUUAGAUUUUAUGCGCUCGAAAUACCUUGGCUCAGACCAACUCAUGUAUGGGUCUGUACUGACCUUGUUGGUGUUCCACAUGUUGCCUGAGACUCCGGAGGCAAACCUGGCCCGAAUAUGGCAAGAGAUUCGAGCUUGGUACAACCGGUACUUGAACAAACUCAGCAUGUUCGUACGCCAGAGCGGCUUCCCCAAGUUACGCGGCAAAGCCGCAGAGAUACGUUACCUAGCAGGACCCAUGCUAGAAGUAUGGCGCCGCCGCAUGAACCAAGGAGAAACAUUGCGCAGCUCAGGUAUCGCGUUGAUGCUCAAACUCAACUACAAGAUUGAAACUCUCCUUACAGACUUUAAAGACCACUACGCCUUCCCCGAACCAGCGGCCAGUGAAUUCAAGCAAAACGCUUUUGGCAUGUAUGCCUUGCAAAUGCAGAUUAUGAAACACUUCUUGGAUGAAGACCUUCAGCUUUUCUCUGUGACCAGCAAGAGCCACAUGGUUUUGGAGUCUGUGCUGUUGUGUGACAAGGCACAUGCCACCCUAGUCGCCGAUUUCAUGAUGCGCUGCUUUUCAGAGGAAGGGCUUCAGCGGCGGAUGCACAAUCAGGAACUUUCCAGCCUCACAGACUUUGAAGAUUUGUGUCAUCGCUCAGAGGACUUGGUGGUUCACUUGGUGGACAAAGUCAAUGAUGGCCUCGAGGGCAACAUUACGACCACAAUUAAUGUCGACUUGCCAGAUGAUCUGAGACCUCCCGAGAUCGGGAAGGUUGACUACUACCGCAAAUGUGCGGAAUGGCUGGCCACUGCCAUGGAAUGCCCAGUUUAUGUCGCCUGCUUGAUGCAAGGGCAGACCACAGCAUUUGUCAUGGAGAUCAAGGCUCAUGUGGUGUCCCCCGAGGCAACUCCAGCUUAUUGCAGAUGUGACAACCUUUGCCGUGGUUCAAAAAACCCGAAUCUUGCAGAGAUCUGA
Messenger RNA from Durusdinium trenchii, 1923 nucleotides. NCBI's taxonomy places the organism in Eukaryota, Dinophyceae, Suessiales, Symbiodiniaceae. The record is from the annotation of a GenBank genome assembly.